GGUCAGCAAGACAAACGUCUUCGAUAAAUCCGCUGCUCCUUAUCCACUCCGCCCCAUUUCCUGUGCUUAUCGAAAGCCGCGGCGAAUCUCCGCAACCUCCAACCACCUUCACUGUCUUCUUCUUCUUCUUCUUCUUCUUCAACUACUGAUAGGAGGCCCAUCGACUUUCUCUCCCUUCUGAGCUUUCAUGGCCUCUCUGUCUCAAUACCUUCUGCUCCUCUGCUCCUUCACGUGCUUGAUCCACUCCUCCCGCUCCCGCACGCUCGUCCUUCCCUUGGCCAAAGACGCUUCCACGCUCCAAUACGUGGCCACCGUCUACCACGGCCCUUCUCUCGACCCCGUUGAGCUCGCCGUGGACCUCGGCGGCCCAUCUCUCUGGCUUGACUGCUCCGCCUCCUCGUCCGCCUCCGUCCGCCGAGUCCCCUGCCGUUCCAUCGCGUGCUUGGCCGCCACGUCCGACGUUUCCGGGCUUCGUCGCGCGUGCGCGGGCGGGGCCUGCUCCGAUUGCGAUGUUCAGUCGGAGAGCGGCGCUGCGGGCGAGGCCGCGUGCGGGGUGCUCGCGGAAGGAGCCGUGGCCGUCGAUGCUGUGGACGGGUCAGGGGAGAGAUCGGUCGCGGCCGUCGACCGGUUCCUGAUCUCCUGCGCGCGCGCGGCGCCGGGAUUUGGAGCGGGCGGAGUCAGAGGGACGUUGGGGUUGGGACGGAGUCGAAUUUCGCUGCCGUCGCAGAUGGCGACGGCGUUCGGCAUCCGCCGGAGAUUCUUCGCGUGCCUAUCGGCGUCGGAGGGCGUCAUCGUUGCCGGCGACGGGCCAUUCUUCUCCCACCUCAACGCCGACAUCUCCAAAUCCCUGACCUACACGCCCCUCGCGACCGCCAAAUCGACGCGAUCCUCAGACUACCUCAUCAACCUCACCUCCAUCAAGAUCAACGGCAAGCGGCUCUCCCUCAACUCCUCGUCGCCGCGCUCGGUCAAGCUCAGCACCGCGAUCCCGUACGCCGCCAUGGUGAGCCCGAUCUACUCUGUCUUCGCCGAGGCCUUCGCGGGAGCGGCCUCGGCCAUGGGGAUGGCCAGGGUCCCACCGGUGGGCCCGUUCCGGGUGUGCUUCGACCCGAGAAGCGUCAGCGCGACGGGGGUGGGGCCUGACGCGCCGGCAAUCGAUCUGGUGCUGCAGAGCGAGAUGGUGAGGUGGAGGAUUGGCGGGUCGAGCUCGAUGGUGAGGAUGAGCGACGAGGCGACGUGCUUGGGGGUGGUGGACGGCGGCAACGGGUUGGAGAGCUCGGUGGUGCUGGGAGGGCACCAGCUGGAGGACGUGCUGCUGGAGUUCGAUUUCGGGGGUUCGAGGUUGGGGUUCGGCCCGCCGUCGGCAGGGCAAUUGGGUUGUUCCGACUUGAGGCCGGGUUUCAAUUCCAUGGCGUUUCCGUCGCUAUAGAUGCAAUUCCUCUUCUCAUUCUGCUGCUUCGGUCGAUGUAGUGUUCCAUUGAGGACGAAUUGGAAGAUGUACAGAGUUCUGAUAGAAAUGAACACGAUUGGAAGGA
Rhodamnia argentea is the source of this 1535-nucleotide messenger RNA. Its product is annotated as probable aspartic proteinase GIP2. NCBI's taxonomy places the organism in Eukaryota, Viridiplantae, Streptophyta, Magnoliopsida, Myrtales, Myrtaceae. The record is from RefSeq and is a predicted model, not a curated record. The coding region runs from base 188 to 1429 and encodes 413 amino acids. Gene Ontology annotation, biological process: proteolysis. Gene Ontology annotation, molecular function: aspartic-type endopeptidase activity. The transcript has 2 exons.